Colletes gigas is the source of this 3880-nucleotide messenger RNA. RefSeq names its product DNA-directed RNA polymerase, mitochondrial-like (gene mtRNApol). Gene Ontology annotation, biological process: mitochondrial transcription. Bases 176 to 3880 code for a protein of 1234 amino acids. Gene Ontology annotation, molecular function: mitochondrial promoter sequence-specific DNA binding; DNA-directed RNA polymerase activity; protein binding. NCBI's taxonomy places the organism in Eukaryota, Metazoa, Arthropoda, Insecta, Hymenoptera, Colletidae. Gene Ontology annotation, cellular component: mitochondrial DNA-directed RNA polymerase complex. The record is from RefSeq and is a predicted model, not a curated record. The transcript has 18 exons.
ACGUAACUUUACAGCCACCACAGUGCGACAUAGUUUAAUCAGAAUGGUUUAAGCCGCAGAAUGCGGUUGAUCGGUUCUCGUAAAGUUAAUAUUGUCUGUAAAGUUAUUUAUUUAUUUGAAUUAAUCAUUCAUAAAAUGAUUCAAUUUGGAACAAAUCGUGAUUAAUCGUUCGAAAAUGUAUAAACAUUUCGUAAAUUUAGUUACAAUACGCAUUUCCAUACACGAUAUUCCCUUCAUGCCAAAGCAAAUAAUUAUGCAGAGUUCAAUAAGGUUAUGUUCGUUCUGUAACUUCUAUCAUAGAAAAGUUACAAAAUUAUCCCCAGUGAUGUAUUAUCAAAUUUGUAACAACACAAUGACAACAAAUGUCUUGAGUGAAAUACCAGUAAAAAAGAAAGUAAAACAAAGAACGAAGAAAUGUACAGAGUUAAUACAAGUGUUGAAUCAAAGAACAACCAAUCGGAAGGCCACGGUGCAAAAGCUGGAGGCUUCAGACAUAGCCAUGCUUGUCAAUCAACCAAAUGUUGUAGAUAAAUCGCAUAAAUCUGAGAAUACAAAAAGUUUUUGUAAAAAUGACUUUGAUCCAAGUGCAGUAAACGAAACAGGAACAUUGACAAACACAAACAGAAAACUGAAAAAAUUUAAUAAGGAGAAGAAUACUGGUGAUGGGAAAAAAGUAGCACAGACGGUAGUAGAUGAAAAUAUGGUUAAAUUGAAAACGAACAAAGCAUCAGAUAAAAAGAAGAAAUCGGACCAAACUGUCAAUAAGUAUAUGACAGAACAGUAUAUCCAGACCCUAUUAGUGUACAUGCAGGUGUAUUUGAGCUGUGGACUGUUGAAGAGAACAAACAAGACGUUGAUGCUAUACAGAAAACACAUGCAAGGCAGAUUACAACAUUGUGACAAAUGUAUCGAGCUUUAUAACGUCGUUUUGGAAGCUUACGCCUCCAAAGGGAACUUCGUUAAAGUAAUGGAGCUCUACAAAGUGAUAAAGAUGGAUUCUGUCAAGCCAACGCCACAAACUUACGUUUUUAUAUUGGAUACAUUGGGAAAAAUAAAAAUGGGGGAAAAACAAAUAGCUCUGUUGAAUCAAUUGAGACGAGAAAUGUUUAUUAAUAAUAUAUCAUUUAAUCAGAUAUUUAAUAAUUCGUAUUUCAAGCACGGUCAAAGAAAGACGAUUUUGGAAUUAAUUAGACAAAUUUUGCCAAACUUUAAACUACCUGAUGUAAAAUUGAAUGUGGAAUAUACGCAUAAUGUUUUGAAUAAAACUAUUAUGCAGAAUAAUUAUCAAAGUCCAGCGGUGGGGAUCAUUACGAUGGAGGAGUUGAAAGAUUGUUUGAAAGCGCAAAUGCAAAAUGAAGCGGAAACUGAAGUGCAAGUUGAAAGCAUCGUCAAACAUUGUGAAAACCCUUCUGUUAAUAGAUAUAGGCAGAAAGUGAUCGGAAUGGAAAAUUAUUGGAAAGAGACAGCAUUGACUGUUUUUGAAAGGAAUUUGAAGUGUUUGAAAGAAAAAGAAUGCCAAUCCCAUAAUACUUUGAUGGUUUUGCAUCCAUUUUUGGAAGUUUUGGAUACUAAACACUAUAUACAUGCUAUCAUGAGAGAAAUUAGGCAUAUUGCACAGGGUUCUGAGAAUUAUAGCACGCCUCUAAAGUUAUUGUACAUCAAUUUGGGAAACCAUAUUCAUAAGAAGUACGAGAUGCAAGUAAAAGAACAGACUGGAGUACUGGACAAAAUAGUAAGUGUCUACCAAAAGUACCUAGAAUGGUAUUUACAUCCGGAAUGCUUUCCAAAAUUAAAAAAUCUCAACAAUCGUACCGUGUGGAAGUACUUGGAACUUGAGGAAGAGAAACACGGAACAUCUAUAAACACCGUCAGUAUAAAUUGGCCAUUAGAGGUGGUAACGGAUGUUGGAAAAUUUUUGUACAAUAUUAUUUUGAACGAUAUAAUACUUAAACCCGAUAUGUUGAAAGGCCAAGACGUUAAAGGAUCGAUUCCUGCUUUUUACACGCUAUUCAGAAAUAAAGGAAACUAUUUAAUGGAACAGAUUAAACCCCAUCCUUUUGUGUCGAAAUUGUACAAAGAGGCGCAAAUUGAAAUCCUGACGUUCAAUUCAAUUUUUCUGCCUUCUCGUUGCCCAUCGCGCCCUUGGACUUCGAUUGACUGCGGAGGUUUUCUUUUGACAAGAACGGAUUUUGUACGAAUUACAGACCAAACAAAUGUUUCUUGGAACAAUCUUCAAAAGACACCAUUGAAACAGUUAUAUCCAAUAUUCGACUCGUUAAAUCAGCUCAGUUCAAUUCCUUGGGUUAUUAACUCCGCUAUACUUGACAUAGUCAUAAAAGUAUUCCAGGAUGGUGGCUCUGUGGGAUUAUGUAUUCCACAAUCAACUUCUAAGUUAAGUCCUCCACCAACUAUUAACAAGGAUGCAACUCCCGAUGAGAAACGAAGCACAGCGAUAGCAAUGGCCAAAUAUAAGCAAAAGAGGUAUGAAAUGUAUUCGCUGUGGUGUGAUUCGCUCUACAGGCUUUCGUUAGCCAAUUAUUUGAGAGACAAGGUAUUCUGGCUCCCGCACAAUUUGGACUUCAGAGGACGAGUUUAUCCAGUUCCUCCACAUUUGAAUCAUUUGACCGCCGAUUUAGGUCGUUCUUUACUCCUAUUUGGGAAACCGAAACCAUUAGGUAGGAAUGGAUUGGAUUGGUUGAAAUUGCAUGCAAUUAACUUGACGAAUAUGAAAAAGGGAUCCUCUAUGGAGGAAAGAUUGAAGUUUGCGGAUGAAAAUAUAGAAAAUAUUCUGGACAGUGCUGAAAAACCUCUGACGGGUAAAAUGUGGUGGACCCAAUCAGAAGAGCCCUGGCAAACCUUGGCAACAUGCAUGGAGAUAUCAAAUGCCCUAAAAUCACCAAACAUCGAGGAAUACCAAAGCAAAUUCCCAGUGCAUCAAGAUGGAAGUUGUAACGGUUUGCAACACUAUGCAGCUUUGGGUAGAGACAAAAUAGGUGCAGAAAGCGUUAAUCUGUAUCCAUUCAAGGCUCCAAACGACGUUUACUCAGCAGUGGCUGCAAUAGUUGAGAAAGAACGAGUGAAGGAUGCUGAAAACGGAAUUAAAAUUGCUAAAGUUUUAGAAAAAUUUGUUAAAAGAAAGGUAAUUAAACAAACCGUGAUGACAUCGGUUUAUGGAGUAACAAAAUAUGGCGCUAAAUAUCAAAUUGCUAAACAGUUGAAAGAUAUUGAAAACUUUCCUGAAGAAUAUGUGUGGGCUGGAAGUAUCUAUAUGUAUUUAACGGAGAAAACAUUUUAUACUCUUAGAACUAUGUUCACAAGUGCCAGAGAAAUUCAAGAUUGGUUUACGAAAUGUGCAAGAAUUAUUUCCAUCGUUUGUUGUGAAAAUGUAGAUGGAUCGAAUGGAUUACUCCGUUGGGAUUCCCUGUGGCACAACCUUACAGUAAAUACCAGAUAUUCAGGAAGAAAUACAUAUAAUGAAACUAAACCUAAACCGGAUGCUGUGAAACAGAGGAACGCAUUUGCACCUAAUUUCAUACAUUCUCUUGAUUCUACACACAUGAUGCUCACUAGUUUAUAUUGCGACAGAGCUGAUGUCACUUUCGUUUCUGUACACGAUUGUUUUUGGACUCAUGCUUGCACCGUGGACCAUGGCCCGUGGGGACCGUGGACAAUUUGCAGAGAACAAUUUGUUGCUCUCCAUACUGAACCGAUCCUCGAGGAUUUGGCAAAGUUUUUCGUUAAACAUUACAGACCAAUUUACACGAAUCUGAAGAUGGAAGAAGAAGCCAUAAUUAAACUAGAAAAUAAUUUAACAAAUAUACCUAAACAGGGUUCUUUUGAUAUAAACAAUGUCUUACGGUCUAUUUACUUCUUCAGUUAA